AUGGACCUCGAGACAGGCGAGCCGCCGAAACUGUACGGCGUCAACCUUCAUCCACCGGCACCGUUCGACUUCGCGAACCCGGCAACAUGGUCGACAUGGCUCAGCCGCUACGAAGACUUCACCGCGGUUUCAGGACUGACAAAAGCGUCGGAAGACGUGCAGGUACGCUCGCUACUGUACUGCAUGGGCCCGGAGGCACGUCCGCUCCUCGAGACGUUCUCGCUCGACGCCGAGUCGCUCGCCUCGUACCAAGUUGUCGCCGCGCGCUUCACUGAGCACUUCGUGCACCCGGCCAACGAGCUCUACGAGUCGUCGCGGUUCCACAGGCGUGUUCAGCUACCCGGCGAAAGCGUCGACACGUACUACGCGGAACUGUGUAGAAUGGUGAAGCGCUGCAACUACCAGUCAGCUGCUGUCGAGGAAAGGCUCGUACGCGACCGGUUCGUCGUCGGCAUCCGCGACUCUCGCCUCUCGGAUCAUCUGUGCCGAAACUCGAAGCUGACGCUCAAGGAGGCAUGGACACAAGCCCGUCAGUCCGAAGACGCCGACAAAGAGAAGGAGUUGACCCAGAACCGCACCGAGCACGCACGCGAGCUCAACCUCGACGCCGCGAAAGCCAGCAAGUUCGCCUCUCGUCGCCGCUCCAGAGCUAAGCCUACUACGUCGCAGCCGCCAGCCGAGUGCGCUCGCGAGCCGUCCAUAUGUGAAUUCUGCGGCCGCGCGCCUCACCGACGUUCGGACUGCCCGGCUCGACGCUCCGCCUGCAACUUCUGCAAAAAGAAAGGCCACUUCACCGAAGUUUGCCGCUUGCGGAAGCACCAGCAGAACAAGCUCGGCUCCGUUCACCUGCAUGCCGUGGGCACGCCCGCCGCUGCAAAGUUCGUCGACGUUACCGUUGACAACUACACAGCGCAGUUCAAAGUCGACUCCGGCGCCGAAGUAUCCGCUGUACCCAGUGACUUCCCUACGCUGCCUGCCAAGCUCGACAAAGUCGACAGUCUGCUCACCGGCCCUGGAGGACAGCCACUUCGCGUGCUAGGCUCGUAUCUGACUCCCAAAGCAACGCUGCACGCCGACCUCUUCAAAGGAUUGGGCACUCUCAAGGACGAAUACGUUAUUCGGCUGAAACCCGAUGCCGUGCCCUUCUCGCUAAGCGUCCCCCGCAGGAUCCCCAUCCCGCUGCUCGAGGUCGUCCGCCGCGAGCUGGACAAAUUGGAAAGCGCGGGAGUGAUCCGCAGGAUCGACAAGCCAACUCCAUGGUGCUCUGGCCUCGUUGUCGUCAGGAAAGACGAUGGUUCUUACCGGCUAUGCGUCGACUUGACUCAACUCAACAAAGUCGUCCUCCGUGAACGGCAUAUUUUGCCAACGGUUGAGCAAGUCCUUGGCCUCCUUGGUGACGCAACAGUUUUUUCAAGGCUGGAUGCGACCGCAAGCUUCCACCAGGUGAAGCUUUCUGCCGAUUCCCAAGAGCUGACGACAUUCAUCACCCCAUACGGCCGAUACUGCUUUUGCCGGCUCCCCUUUGGCAUCACCUCCGCUCCCGAGUACUUCCAGAAACAGAUGGCAAGAAUCCUGGAGGGCCAAGAAGGGGUCGCCAACAUGAUAGAUGACAUUCUGGUUUUUGGACGCACCCGCCAGGAGCAUGACGCCAGACUGAGCCAGGUGCUAUCUCGUCUUGCAAAAGCAGGCAUCACGUUGAACGAGGACAAGUGUCGCUUUGGGGUAUCUGAGGUCUCCUUCCUUGGUGUUGUCGUCUCAGCUAAGGGUAUCAGGCCGGAUCCAAGCAAGGUUGAAGCGGUCAAAGCUAUGCAAGCUCCCACAGACGUCGCGGGUGUUAGACGACUGCUUGGAAUGGUGAAUCAUCUCGCCAGAUUCCUGCCACACAUCUCGGACGUCACAGCACCCAUCAGAGCCUUGCUGAACAAGUCUGCGAGUUGGGUGUGGCAGCAUGAGCAAGAGGCAGCAUUCAAGAAGGUCAAAGAACUCUUGACGUCAGACAGGUGCAUGGCCAAGUACCACCCGUCGUUCGACGAGUUUGUCCGUGGCAUCACCUUCGACGUCGAGACCGACCACCUGCCUCUCGUCUCACUUCUGGGCAAGAUGGAACUCGAUAUGUUGCCGCCUCGUAUUCAGAGACUACGGCUCAAGACAAGGCAGUACCAGUUUCGCAUGCUGCACGUGCCAGGAAAACUGCUAGCAACAGCAGAUGCCUUAUCACGUAUCACCCACAAGGCAUCCACUCCUGUAGACACGGUGGAACUCUUCGCAGCACAAGUAGUCGGCUGCAUGUCAGAAGUCUUGCCACUCCGCCCUGAAGAUGUACGACAGGCACAAGAAUCCGAUGCAGAGUGCAAGGCCCUCAUCUCCUUCUGCCAGCAAGGUUGGCCACGAAAGACCAAGCUACCUCUGCAUGUGUCGAAGUAUGCCUCUGUGGCGGACGAGCUCUCUGUCUGCGACGGUAUCCUGCUGAAAGGCCCCCGGAUUGUCAUCCCAUCGUCCCUUCGGCCAGCGGUCUUGACGCUGUUGCACGAAGGCCAUCAGGGCAUCAACAGAACCAAAGCCCUAGCUCGGGAGUCAGUUUGGUGGCCGGGUAUCUCAGCAGACAUCGCCUCUCUCAUCGCCAACUGCGAACAGUGCGCUUCCACCCGGGUGAACCUUGCAGAACCCCUAGUCUCCACAGCUCUACCUGGACGUCCCUGGGAAUUUCUCGGAAUGGACUUGUUCCAUCUCAAUGGCCAGACGUUCCUCCUGGUGGUGGACUACUACUCGAGGUUUCCCGAGGUGGUGACCCUGAGAAGCACCACAGCUCGGGCAGUCAUCGAUGCUCUCAAAAGCAUCUUCGCACGCCACGGAAUCCCACAAGACGUCAGGUCGGACAACGGCCCACCAUUCUCGUCGCAAGAGUUUGCGGCAUUUGCAACGUCUUAUGGCUUCAACCAUACGACCAGUAGCCCACACUACGCCCAGUCAAACGGAGAGGCAGAGAGGAUGGUACGGACAGUCAAGGACCUGUUCCGCAAGUCUAAAGACCCUCACCUCGCUCUGCUCAAUUAUCGGGACACUCCGGGAGUCGAUGGCUUCAGUCCAGCCCAGCUGUUGAUGGGACGUCAGCUGAGAACCAGAGUCCCGAAGCAAAACUCCCAGCUACAUCCCAUCUGGCCGCCUAGGAAAGAUGUCGUCGCCAAGGAUGUAGCCUACAAGCGUAAGCAGACCGACGACUACAAUAGGCAUCACAGAGCUCGAGACCUGCCACCUCUCCAAACGGGUCAGCGUGUGUGGGUGCGCCCUGAUCAAGUGCAAGCUACGGUCCUCAGCCCGGGGCAAAGGCCAAGAAGCUACGUGGUUGAAACAGACCAAGGUGGUGUUCUACAGCGCAACCGCCGUCACCUAGUGCCUUUCAUGCCUUCUGCCUCCAGUGGGGAAUCGCUGCCGACAGCUGCACAGCAACCAUCACCACUGCAGCAAGUUCCCCUUCAGGAACCUCAGCCUGCCAACAGCGUGGAACCUGCGAUUUGUAGUUGA
Messenger RNA from Rhipicephalus sanguineus (brown dog tick), 3522 nucleotides. RefSeq lists its product as uncharacterized. The transcript has 4 exons. Gene Ontology annotation, molecular function: zinc ion binding; nucleic acid binding. Gene Ontology annotation, biological process: DNA integration. The coding region runs from base 1 to 3522 and encodes 1173 amino acids. NCBI's taxonomy places the organism in Eukaryota, Metazoa, Arthropoda, Arachnida, Ixodida, Ixodidae. The record is from RefSeq and is a predicted model, not a curated record.